Messenger RNA from Exophiala dermatitidis NIH/UT8656, 1392 nucleotides. Its product is annotated as S-(hydroxymethyl)glutathione synthase. Gene Ontology annotation, biological process: formaldehyde catabolic process. Bases 349 to 921 code for a protein of 190 amino acids. Lineage: Eukaryota; Fungi; Ascomycota; Eurotiomycetes; Chaetothyriales; Herpotrichiellaceae. Gene Ontology annotation, molecular function: zinc ion binding; S-(hydroxymethyl)glutathione synthase activity. The transcript has a single exon. The record is from RefSeq and is a predicted model, not a curated record.
CCUUAUUAGGGGUCGACUUUGUACCUACCCCUCAUUGAUAUCAACAUUCUUCAGAGGGAGAACGAAUCGACGAAUUGACGGAUGAUCGGUCACAAGGGGUUCCAACAAGAGGUGUGCCUUUGCGGAGUCGGUCCCUGAAUUGCGAAUCCAGCCUGCUAGUGAUGAUCAGUGAGUAUGUAGUAGAUGCGAGAGUUUAGAUGCAUAUAUAUAAAGCCGGCCCCAUGCCCUAAAGAUUCUCCUCUUUUGACCUGGGUUCGGAUCAUCACUUCACUGUCAGCUCACAUCAGUAUAACGUUCCAAACAACCACAUAAACUCCUCGCAAAAGUUAGCCACAUCCACCUGUCACCAUGUCGUUCUCUCUUCACCCAUUGAUCGACAACGGCAUCACCAAAGGCCGCGAGGACUUCCCCGGCGGCAAGCUUCGCUGCAACUGCGGCAGCAACCGCGUCGAGGUUGACAUUACGGGAAAUGUCCUCCACAAUCACGCUUGCGGUUGCAGUCAAUGUUACAAGCCGAAAGGUGCCCUGUUUUCCAUUGUUGGGGUGGUUCCGGUCUCGAACCUCAAGGUCACUGCCAACGAGGACAAGCUCCAGAUCGUGAAUAAGGACGCCACGAUCCUCCGCCAUGCAUGCAAGGAAUGUGGUGCGCAUAUGUACGGCCGGAUCGAGAAGGACCAUGCCUUCAAGGGUUUGGAUUUCGUUCAUGUCGAGUUGUCCGACGACAAGGGUUGGCAGGAACCGCAGUUCGCGGCUUUCGUCUCGUCCCUCAUUGAGCAAGGCUUUGAUCCUGCCAAGAUGGGCGAGGUGCGGGACAGGUUGAGGAAGCUCGGGCUGGAGCCGUAUGAUGCACUGAGUCCGCCGUUGAUGGACGCUCUUGCGACCUAUGCUGCGGAAAAGGCGGGAGUCAGGGGCAAGCUGUGAAGGAGAAAGGCGCAGUUCCAGUUCGGGAGUAAGCAAGUGGUGUCCCUGAAGGUGGCUGCUGCGGAAUGAGCUGUGUUGUGCUGCGCCGGCAUCCGUCAGUUGCUGUCGCUAAGUUAUCAGGUGCAAAUUAUUCCACAAAAAAAGCCUGAGACAAUCAACCAUAUCGCUUUUCGCCGUUCAGAAACAGCCCCGCUUAGAUUGUGUUCGGAACUGUUGAACCAGUUAGUAGUUGAUGUAGCAACCUCGACUGCGAGAGCCCAUCUACCGCCAGGACUGCCGAAAGUAUAUAAAAGCGAGACGUUCAAUUUCAGAAACCAGCCCAACGCCGAGGUUGCAGACUUCGGUGUGCUGGCUGGAGUCAGAAAGCGGCGGCGGAAGCAUAGUAACUCUCCCGUAAACCAUUCAUGAAGAAGAAUUUCGAGGAAACAUGGACGAAAAACAGAAAGGCAUUCUGCAAGUCUCAUAGCCCAA